GAGAUAUUCCUGACUCGAGUUUUGGUCAUGUUUUGAUCAUUCUACAACGCUUCGUGUAUCGGUGCAAUCCUCUACUGGAACCUCAACUUAGCCAUACAUUUGUAUUCUAUGGAGCACCUUACCAGCACAUUUCAACCGGAAACUCUCCAGGAAAUCUUUAAGUUCGUGUGGGCUCAAACUGCAAAAAAACGGUCGAAGGAGGACUCAGAUGAAGCAGACCCUGAGGUUGCCGCAGCAGGUGCAGGUCCUUCUAAAAAAUCUCGGGGAACAAAUAUCAAUUCAGAUGCCUUGAAACUGAGUUGUGAAUACCUCCGCCUUUUCGUUACUGAGGCAGUGGAAAGAGCAGCAUUGGUUGCUGAAGCUGAAGGAUGCACAACAAUCGAGGGAACUCACUUCGAAAGGAUCCUGCCACAACUACUGCUAGAUUUUUAAAACUGCGUCGGUUUUGGUGAUUCCAUUUUGCCUGACCAUCCUGUUAGACAAUUCAUAGUAAAUUGUUGAACUUAGGGCUCUGUCAUGUACACGAAUAUGAAACAAAUUUGUCGUUUUAAAAGAUGCUUCUAAAAUACAUGAGCUUCACCUUGAAUGAUGCUCAGGUUACCAAAU
Messenger RNA from Physcomitrium patens, 606 nucleotides. RefSeq names its product protein MHF2 homolog. Gene Ontology annotation, cellular component: FANCM-MHF complex. Gene Ontology annotation, molecular function: protein heterodimerization activity. Gene Ontology annotation, biological process: kinetochore assembly; resolution of meiotic recombination intermediates; DNA repair. NCBI's taxonomy places the organism in Eukaryota, Viridiplantae, Streptophyta, Bryopsida, Funariales, Funariaceae. The record is from RefSeq and is a predicted model, not a curated record.